This is a messenger RNA of Malaya genurostris, 3609 nucleotides long. RefSeq names its product protein spinster (gene spin). NCBI's taxonomy places the organism in Eukaryota, Metazoa, Arthropoda, Insecta, Diptera, Culicidae. The record is from RefSeq and is a predicted model, not a curated record. The transcript is spliced from 8 exons. Gene Ontology annotation, molecular function: transmembrane transporter activity. Gene Ontology annotation, cellular component: membrane. Bases 623 to 2554 code for a protein of 643 amino acids. Gene Ontology annotation, biological process: transmembrane transport.
AGACGCUCUCCGUUCGCUCAAUCAUUCAGUCCAGAUUCACUUGUUCCGCGAUUUGGUUGUGUUUUGGUGCUGCUAACAGUAGAGAGCAAAAAUCGCGUGAUUAAUCCGGCGAACCCAAAUGGGAAAGUGUGUGUGUAUGCCGUAAUAGUAAGAAGAUAUUUUUAGCCUGAUUUUUUGCAAUUUCAAAGUUGAUUCUUGUUUGCGAAUUGUGCUGAUUGAUUUCGAUUGCAAUAUGAUUGGCAAGCAGCUCGAAUCGUGAAACUGUCAUCAUAAGUGCAAAAUAAAAGGUGUGCGAUUGUUGAAUAGUGCAGUGACAAAAUAGCGAAAGUCGGCAUCGGUAGAUAAAAAAUAUCUCAAGUUGCUUAAUUCAAGUGUUUUAUGAAGGAGAAGCAACGUAGGAACAAAAUAUUUUUUUUUGUGAGCAAGCGAAAGCAAGAAAAUCGUACGAUUCUCUUGCCACAUAAACACACAUUUUUGCGAGAUUCUUUCUCGCUCGCUCUUUCGUGAUAUCACCGAAGUGAAAAGAGAGAGACGGUAGUUUUGACGGAACUUUUGCCAUUGUUUACAGUCGAUAUCGGUUUGAAUUCCGACAAAACCAACGAUAGUCGCUUGUGCACCGUGAAUGCCUACCAGUCAAGGUUACCGGAAGGUAGCGACGGAACCGGUCGAUCCGGAACCAGCAUUAAACGAAACACGUAUCGCUACAGGCUCCGAAGAAAUGCCCAACUCACAGCAGACCGUAACCGGAAAUCCAGCCGGGAAGAUACCAACCACAAACUCCCAGCAGCGACUAGUGCAGGCCGAUUCCGACAGUGUCACGUCCUCACUGGACGAGACGGAUCCGGAGGGCCCACCGAAUCCCAAACAGCAUCACCGACAUCAUCACCAACAUCACGAAAGUAACACCACGGUUGAUGACGAUGGAUCGGAAACGAUUCCCAGCGGGAUUAGUUCCGUGUCCAGGACGGCAUGGUUCACGGUCGUGGUGCUGUGUUUCGUCAACCUUAUCAAUUACAUGGAUCGGUUUACGAUUGCCGGAGUACUGACAGACAUCCAGUUUCACUUCAAAAUCGGCGAUGACGAAGGCGGUCUGCUGCAGACGGCAUUCGUGCUGUCCUACAUGGUGUUCGCACCGGUAUUCGGCUACCUGGGCGAUCGUUACUCGCGCAAAUGGAUCAUGGCGCUCGGUGUGUUUCUGUGGAGUACGACGACCCUGCUGGGUUCAUUCAUGAACCACUUCGGAUGGUUCAUCACGUUCCGGGCACUGGUCGGCAUUGGGGAGGCGUCCUACAGCACCAUCGCACCGACCAUCAUUUCCGAUCUGUUCGUGGGCGAUAUGCGAUCCAAGAUGUUGGCACUGUUCUACUUUGCCAUCCCGGUGGGGUCCGGAUUUGGCUACAUCGUCGGUUCGGAAACGGCUAAACUGUUCGGCUCAUGGCAGUGGGCUCUACGUGUGACACCCGUGCUGGGAGUGGUGGCCGUUGUUUUGAUUGCCAUGCUCAGGGAUCCGGAGCGCGGUCAAAGUGAAGGAACGCACCACAUGGAGGCAACCUCGUACCGGGAAGAUAUCAAAGACAUCGUACGGAAUCCGUCAUUCAUGUUGUCGACUGCCGGUUUUACCUGUGUGGCGUUCGUAGCCGGUGCCUUGGCUUGGUGGGGACCGAAAUUCAUCUAUCUAGGACUGGUGUCCCAGCCUGGCAACGAAAGUAUGUCUUUGAAUGACGUUUCAUAUAGGUUCGGUAUAGUAGCGAUGGUGGCGGGACUGAUCGGUGUCCCGUUCGGGUCUUAUCUUGCCCGUCAACUUCGUCCGCAGUAUCCCUCCUGUGAUCCGUUGAUCUGUGCCUGUGGUUUAUUCUGCAGCUCGCCGCUCAUCUUUCUUUCGUUAGUGUUGGCCAGAUUCAGUAACGGCUGGUGUUUUUUCAUGGUAUUUUUCGCCGAACUAUCGUUGAAUCUGACCUGGUCGAUUGUGGCCGACAUCCUGCUGUAUGUUGUCGUGCCAACGCGUCGAUCCACGGCAGAAGCUUUCCAGAUUCUGAUCUCACACGCCUUCGGUGAUGCCGGCAGUCCGUACUUUGUUGGAGUGAUAUCCGAAGCAAUCAAGCGAUUGCUGCGAGUUUCCGCUAAUGGCCUGUCAGCGGUGUUCCCGUCCGAUCUGAGCAGUUAUUCGCAGAUGGCAGAGAAUGUCACAUCAGUCGAACUUUCACCUUCGAUGGCACCCGUCGUAAGCCACAACGUCCGCGAUGGCGAUCUUCCGGCGGUUGAAUUUCGCGCCCUUCAGUAUGCCCUGUUUUCUACGAGUUUCGUGGAAAUCAUCGGCGGAGUAUUCUUCCUUCUGACAGCUAUGUAUAUCAUUCGGGACCGACGAAACACCGAACGAAUUGUCUCAGGUUGUGAACUGGAACUCAGCGAAAGCUCGUCCGGUUCGGAAACGCUAGAACCCAACUCGAAUCAGACGCACUCUCACCGCGCUCAUGACCAUUAUCGCCACAAGUCUCAUCACAAUCGUGCUGGCAGUGCUCGACGGCAACUGCCGGAUGCAGCCUGCUCAUCCUAACAGUCACAGCAGAUUGAGAUCAUUUAAUUGGUAGUGUCGUUUGGAUCCUAAAUAUGCAGCGACUCACCGGAUCCAAUACGAAAGAUUAUUCAUGUUUCAUUGUGUUCAUCUAAAGCCCACGCAUUGGUACAAGUAUACCGGCGCGAUCAGGCGAUUAGAAAAUCAAGCUGCAAGUACGACGCAUCGUUUAGAGGGUUCCACUUCCAGUUCCUCCGUAUCGGAAUAGUAACAGCAGUAGCAAUAGUUGUUAGUCAUGAACAACACACAUCAGGUUUAGUUAAAUUCAUUUGAGGAUACGAACAAAAAUAAUAGAAAACUGUAACUCGAUCCGAAUGAACUGAUGCCCGGGUGGACCGUAUUCUUACGCGAUUUUGACGGUGCAAUGCAUGGUAGUUUGAGCAACUAUAACAACCAAUAGAGUUAAGAAUCUGUGUCAGCAUCCUAAACCUGAUUGAACCAUUGCAAUCAUUCAAUCUUCGUUGAUGUAAAUAAGUACACUGCUGGGAUUGUAUUUGUAAAUAAGGUAUCGUAAAACCGCUCCAGCUCAUAUUUGUCCAGAGAUUAGGUCAAUAUUUUCUUUGGUUUCAGUUAGCCAGAAUAGUUUUAGUUAGGAAAAAGUUGAGAUGGACUGAUGAUAGAUUUAAUGUAAAGUUAAUAAGUGUUUUUGGUAUAAAUUAUAUCUUUGAUUCAAAAUUUUUAGUGGCAACUAAUUGCUAGUAACAAAAGUUAGGGCUCUGUUCGAAACAGUUUUGGCGAAUGUGCGACGAUAAAACCAUUUUUAUAGGAACAAGUUUAUAGAAAUUGUGUCUCAUAUACACAAAUAAUUCAAACUCUUGGCAAAAUCGCUUGAUGGUUUCCUUCUUUUUUUUUUUGGUUUGAUAUUUGAAUGAAAGCGAAAACAGAACUGAAAAAGUCACAGUUUAAUAUAGCGCUAGAUAUUUAUUGAUAGUGUUCUAGUUUAGGUAGUACGGCGGUAUGCGUCAUCAUAAUUAGUGGCAUUGUUAAAUGUCAACAAAACAAUCACAAAAUUAAUACACAAUUAUUGAACAUUUUUA